This is a messenger RNA of Talaromyces stipitatus ATCC 10500, 1659 nucleotides long. RefSeq lists its product as uncharacterized. Gene Ontology annotation, biological process: transmembrane transport. Lineage: Eukaryota; Fungi; Ascomycota; Eurotiomycetes; Eurotiales; Trichocomaceae. The transcript is spliced from 2 exons. Bases 1 to 1659 code for a protein of 552 amino acids. Gene Ontology annotation, molecular function: transmembrane transporter activity. The record is from RefSeq and is a predicted model, not a curated record.
AUGGUCCACGCUAUGACACACGCGACUUUCCCUAUCCCCGGAACGGUUCAGCAGGUGGACGUUAAUCACAACCUGCGCGUGCGCCAUGGCGAGGGUCAAAAAGAUAUCGUUUUGAUUCCCCAGCCCAGCUCGCACCCAGACGACCCCCUCAACUGGUCGUUCAAGCGCAAGACGCUGAAUAGUUUCUGCCAAAUGGCCUGGUGUUUCUUUGCUGCAGCUCUGAUUAGCGGUCUCUCUCCAGCCUACCUGCUAAUUUCGAAAGACACGGGCAUCUCCGUCGCUGACCUCAGCACUGGGAAUGGCAUUAUGUAUCUCUUCAUGGGUUGGGGUACACUGAUCACCCAGAACCUAGCACAGAACUGGGGUCGUCGUCCCGUGCUUAUCAUUGGCAUGUUGGGUGCCUCGUUGCUGACAAUCUGGUCGGCCUAUGUCAAGAGUGUGGGCGAAUGGUACGCAAACCGAGUCUUGAUAGGCAUCUUCAUGUCGCCACAAGAGGCUUUGAUUGAACUCUGCAUUUCUGAUGUUCAGUUCACUCACGAUCGGGGGUUCCACAUGGGCAUAUAUAACUGGACUCUGUGGUGCGGUGCAUUCUUGGCUCCCAUUGCCGGUGGCUUCGUUGCCGACAAUUUGGGUUGGAGAUGGAUCCAGUACAUUCUUGCUAUCAUCUGUGUUUGCGUGGCAAUCUUCAUCUUCUUUGUCUUCGAGGAAACCAUGUUCUUUCGCAAAGCCAACCUCAACCAGGAAGAUUUCAUUCCCAUCACAGAAUCACCCCCAUCUUCAUCCGUCGACGCAGAAAAGGGAAUGACCGAUGUAGAAAAGGGAUUAAACAACCCUAAAGUCGAAGUCGACAUCUCCAGCACUCCCGCCUCAUCUGGAACGUUAUCCGCGAAGACCUAUGCGCAGAAACUCAAGCUAUGGGGUCUUCGCAGCCCAGAACAACCUUAUACAUUCUUACGCUCGAUCUACCUGUCGUUCCGCUUGCUGCUGUUCCCUACCCAUAUCUUCUCCGGUUUGCUUGUUGGUUGUAUCUUGGCCUGGUAUAACGUGUUGGGUGGCUCCCUGGCCGAGGUCCUUGGUGGAGCGCCUUACAACUUUACCACCGACCAGAUUGGUCUUACCUACUUUGCAAGCGUCAUCGGUGUAUCCGUUGGCUGCUACUGCAGUGGUUGGCUGAGCGACAUCCUAGCUAUCAGACUUGCUCGCCGACGCCAAGGUAUCAAGGAGCCCGAGGAUCGUCUGUGGAUGGCAGUUAUUGCCGUUGUUGCCCAUCCCUUGGGCUGCCUUCUGUACGGUGUCGGUGCAAGCCACCAUAUUCAUUGGAUCGGCGUCGUCAUCGGUGUAGCUUUCUUAUGUCUUACCCUGCCCAUGGGUUCCGGUUUGGCCAUCACGUACAUUAUCGACAGUCAGAAGGAGCUUGCUGGUGAAUCCAUCGUGACCAUCAUCUUGAUUCGUAACACUAUUGGUUUUGCAUUUGCCUACGCUGUGAAUCCAAUGAUAGACAACAUCGGUCUACAGAACACUUUCAUCCUCAUCGCUGUGCUCGGUGUGUUAUUUUGGUGUGGGUGCUUCCUGUGGAUUGGCGUCGGAAAGUCGGCUCGAAAAUUGAUUGCAGAGCCCUACUGGACAAUUGUCAGGAAGCAUGGCCUGGCGGCUCACUAG